AGAGCGUUGCUGGCAGCGGAUAGAAGGACCAAACCAGGCGCGGUUCGCAUUCUCCGUCAGAGCCCCGCCAGCGAAGGACAGUACAGCUAUCUACCCAGCAAACGACUUCAUGUAUGUUCUAGGGCAUUUAUUUGACUGAAAUAUACAUAGGACGACCUACACCCCUCGGCUUACUGUUAUUUUCAUUUAACUGUCAUCCAUGAGAUUCUUCAGGCUUACCUUCAAGUGCUUCGUCGACUGCUUUUGAAUUUCCCCUCCUCAACGUCUGACUGCGACGCUUUGUAAAUAUUCAAUUUCAUAGGGUUUCGAACUCGCUGUCUUAAAACACACUUUGGGAUUUCAAGACCAGAAGACGGCAACAAAAGGACUGUACUUGCCCUUCUCUAUCUCAGACGCACUGAGUACUCUUGCUAUCUAGUUUAACGUUACCACUCCAACGUUAGCGAGUUAGCCACCACCAUUUGGUUUGACCAAUACAGCUACCUAGCCCGCAAUUUCUUGAUCUGAUAAAUCAUCAUUGUGGUGCUAGCUUGUCAAAUAUGUCUCCCGAAGUGGAAGACAACAGUCCAGGGGACAUCCUUCUCUCCCAGGACGAGGUCGGGAUUCCGGUAGAAGAGGAGAGCGGCGGGGUGGCUCGCCCCCUGGUGCCUGUUCCUGGGGCGGGGGAAGGGGGCGAAGAAGGAGGGGGUGGCCCUUCCCAGGCCCUCAGCCAGGCCACAGCAGUGCCUGUGGUGGAGAGAGAGACCUGGACCAGACAGAUGGACUUCAUCAUGUCCUGCGUGGGCUUUGCCGUUGGGCUGGGCAACGUGUGGCGCUUCCCUUACCUCUGCUACAAGAAUGGAGGAGGCGUGUUCCUGAUCCCCUACAUGUUGAUUGUGUUCAUCGGAGGUAUUCCUGUCUUCUUCCUGGAGAUCGCCCUGGGACAGUUUAUGAAGCAGGGAGGGGUCUCUGCCUGGAACAUCGCCCCCCUCUUUAAAGGUCUGGGCCUAGCCUCAAUGGUUAUUGUGUUCUUCUGUAACACGUACUACAUCAUGAUCCUGGUGUGGGGUCUCUACUUCCUCCUCCACUCCUUCGCCGACCCGUUACCCUGGGCAACCUGUGGACAUGCCUGGAACACCCCCAACUGCACGCUGGACUUCCGCCGCGCGUGCCACAACCACAGCGCCUCGCCCGCCGCUGCUGUCUCCUCCACUGCUGACCCCUCCAUCCCCGCCUCGCUCCUCUCCUCCUCCUCCUCCCAGCCCAAACCUUCCGUAGCCGUGCUCAUGUUCAACGGCAGCUGCGUGGAGCCGGAGGGCAUGCGAUCUCCAGUCAUCGAGUUCUGGGAGCGCAAGGUGCUGCGUCUGUCUGGUGGCCUGGACGAGCCGGGAGACAUCAGCUACCAGAUGGUGCUGUGUCUCAUAGCCACCUGGGUCAUUGUCUACUUCUGCAUAUGGAAGGGCGUCAAGUCUACAGGCAAGGUGGUGUACUUCACGGCCCUGUUCCCCUACCUGGUGCUGGUGGUGCUGCUGGCCCACGGUGUCACUCUGCCCGGGGCUCUGGACGGCAUCGUGUACUACCUGAAACCCAACUGGUCCAAACUGUGGGAGGCUCAGGUGUGGAUCGAUGCAGGAACUCAGAUCUUCUUCUCUUAUGCCAUCGGACUGGGGGCUCUGACCGCACUGGGCAGCUACAACCGCUUCCACAACAACUGCUACCAGGAUGCAUUUGUGCUGGCCUUCAUCAACAGUGGAACCAGCUUCUUUGCAGGCUUCGUGGUGUUCUCAGUGCUGGGCUUCAUGGCAGCAGAGCAGGGGGUGGACAUCAGUAAGGUAGCUGAGAGUGGUCCGGGCCUGGCCUUCAUAGCUUACCCUAAGGCUGUGACUCUGAUGCCUCUCGCUCCACUCUGGGCAGCACUGUUCUUCUUCAUGCUGCUGGUGCUGGGCCUAGACAGCCAGUUUGUUGGCGUGGAGGGCUUGAUAACAGGGAUUAUGGACAUGCUGCCACCCAGAUCUAAACUGGGCGCUCUGCGCCGCGAAGUCGUCGUGGCGAUAUGUUGCACUACCUGCUUCUUCAUUGACCUCUCCAUGGUAACGGAGGGAGGGAUGUAUGUGUUCCAGCUGUUUGACUACUACUCUGCCAGUGGGAUCACUCUCCUAUGGCAGGCCUUCUGGGAGUGCGUGGUGGUGGCCUGGGUCUAUGGUGCUGAUCGUUUCAUGGACGACGUGGCCCGAAUGAUUGGAUAUCGGCCCCUGCCCUACAUGAAACUGUGCUGGUCCUACAUCACUCCCCUCGUGUGUGUGGGAGUGUUCCUGUUCCAUGUGGUGAACUACAAGCCCCUGACCUACAACUCGGUGUAUGUGUACCCCUGGUGGGGAGAGGCGCUGGGCUGGCUGCUGGCCCUGUCCUCCAUGCUCUGCAUCCCCGUCACCGUCCUCUUCAAGCUGCUGCGCUGCCCAGGCACCCUCCGAGAGCGUUGGCAGCACCUGACUACCCCUGUGUGGGGCCGACACCAUCUGGAGUACCUGUCUCCCGAAUCUGAAGCCAAGUUGUUGCCCCCUGCUGGACAGAGCAAGAACACCAUGGCUUUUGAGAGCGUCAUAUGAUCUCACUCCCCCCCCCCCCCCAAGCAUCACGAACACACAGCUGAAUCCCAAACACACGCAUACACACACAACUGUUCAAAAGUUUGGGGCCACUUUGAAAAUGUCCUUGUUUUCCAUGAAAACACAAAAUAACAUGACUUUGAAUUCAGAAUCCAGCUAUUGGAAUGCGAAACGUAGUCAUUGACGAGGUUAGUAAUAAUGAUUUUUGGAAAUUGAAAUAAUAAUUGUGUCCUUCGAACUUUGCUUUCAAAGAAUCUGCAGCCAUUACAGUCUUGCAGACCUUUGGCACUCGACCUGUCCUUUGUGAGAGAAUUCACCCCAUGCUUCCUGAAGCACCUCCCACAAGAAGGAUUGGUUUGAUUGGCUUACGUAACAUGCAAGGAGUCAAGCUGCUCCCACAACAGCAACAGGGUUGAGAUCCUGUGACUCUGCUGGCCACUCCAUUACAGACAAAACCAGCGGACUUUUUCUUCUCGAAAUCGUUCUUGUAUUGUCUGAACCUUCGGGUCUUUGGCCUGUUGUAGGGGGAGAAAGUGGCUCCAAUCAGAUGCUGUCCACACAGCAUUGUAUGUUGGUGUUGCAGUGAUAGCUAUCAUUCCUCAAGAUCCCUUUCACUCUCCACUUCACCGCUAUCAGACCAUCACAUUGCCUCCAUGCUUGGACAGAUGGUGUCAAGCCCUCCAGUCCAUUUUCACUUGGUCUGCGGAUCACAAAUGCUCUUUGUGAAACGCCUCAAACUUCGAUUUGUCUCUCCAUAACACUUCUUCCGCAAUCUUCCUCUAUCUAGUGUCUGUCAUCUUUUGUCCAUCUUAAUCUUUUCCUUGUUACUGGCCAGUCGGCAAUAUGGUUUUUUCUCUGCCUGGCAGGCCAGAACUCCAGAGUCUCCUCAUCGCUGUUGACAGUGAGAUCUACGGCUUCUUCGCAUGGAAUAACCUUCAUUUCAGAAUCACAAUGGACUGACGAGUUUCAGACGAGUUUCAGAAGAAAGCUCUUUGUUUCUGGUCAUUUGGAGCAAAAUCAAUUUCACUCAGAUCCACAAUUGCGGAUGCUCCAGAUGUUCAACUGGUAUGAAGGCCAGAUGUAUUUCUUCUUUAAUCAGCGCAGCCGUUUUCUGUUUGGUUUUUGGAGGGUUUUCUACUGAUUAAUUAACCUAUUAAAAGGAACUUGGACGAGCCAACUCCAUGUGCCAGAUUGGAAUACAGGCCUCUGUAUGUGUUAAUAUGUAGAUAUCCCUUCAAAUGAGCAGUUUCAAGCUACAAUUAAUAACACUAACAACAUACACAUUGUAUUUCCGAUCAAUUUGCUAUUUUCAAGGACAGAAAAUGUGCAUUUCCUUUGAAAACAAGGAUAUUUCCAUGUGACCCCUAACGUUUUGAAGUGUAACAUUGGCUUGGCUUGACCAAGGAGGUGAUGGGAGCAGUUGAAGGAGGAAAUGAAAGUCACACACACGCACAUGUACACAGACACGCAGACAGACAAGCCCCUGACCUCUGGACUGGAGAUGGGGACAAGAGCCUCAGACCUACUGUCAGUAUCAGCUUACGUCCCCCCUGCUUUCUCUUUCAACUCUACCUCUCGCUUCUCUGGCCUUGGCUAUCCUUUCUGUGUCAGCACGCUCUGUCUUGUCUUGUGAAUGUGAUGUGGUGUGGAGUAUGGCUGCAAUUGUCUUGUCCUCUGAUCUUCUUCUGUGUCUCUCUGACCAAACUUGACUGCAUCUGUUCCAAGCCAGCAACCUCCUGAUGCUGAAUGAGCGUAACUGAUCAGACCGUGAUAAACACUGAAUUCAUCUGAAUGACGGGCAGUCUUUACUGUCGAGUGUGUGUGCGUGCGUGCGUGCGUGGGGACAUGCAUGUGUUGCGGAUGUGUGUGUGAGUGUGCAGGUGUGAGCGUAGUUGUAGUGCGCGUGUGUUGUGAGCCAGGAAGAGAUCCUACUGUAUUGUGUUCCGUGUCUCAACAUGGACUGUCCUUCAUUGCAUUGUACAAAGCCAACUGAACUUCCAUCGAAUGCAACAACAAAAAAACGACCGCUCCACCACUUCCAGAUGUAUUUGAAGUAACCUAAGUGUCCUGUUGAUGUCGUUGAGCCUGUAAAUCAGUGUUAAUAUUGGGCGGAUGACGAGUUGAUUCAGAGGGAGAGGGAUCUAGUGGUGGAGGGCAACAGAAGGAGAAGACGAUCUGAUCUCGGAGGGAUCAUUGGUACCAAGGAGUGAAGCAAUAAAAGACCAUGGGACAUUGGUACAUAUCAAGUUUUUUUAUUUGACUCAAACCCCACCGAUUUAACUCCCAAUCCACAGAAUAUAUUGAAAGACAGUCGACUUACAUAACUCAUUCAGCGGUGAAUGCGCAUACAGUGACGCAUGUUUGUAACAACAGAUAACUGACUAGAUAAUAGGGGUGGGGGAAAAAAUCGAAUGAUCAAAUCGAUAUUUCGCAUUUGAAUCAAGAUUGAGUCUUCCAGCGAUUCCUAUCGAUUCACAAAUGUCAAAAAUGUGCAGUUUACGAAACUGCAAGAAAAAUAAUACAUUUCAAGGUUUUGAUGCAUUGGGAUUUUUUUUCUUCAACAGGUAACUGCCUAUCACAGUCAGAUAGAAACAAGUAACACUAAACAGCAAACUGGAAUCAAAUGUAAGAAUAUAUUGAAGUGAAAUUUGAUUAAAAAAUAGUGAAUCAAAAAAAUCAUGAAAUCAAAAAAAAAAUCGAAUCGUGACCCCAAGAAUCGAUUUGAAUCGAAUUGUGAGGUACCAAAGGAUUCCCACCCCUAUUAGAUAACUAAACAUAUUGUUAUGCUCAAGAGAAUUAUUGGAAAGUAAUCUUCAUGGGAAACUGACUAGGUCGUCUAUAGAAAAUAUGUUAAUUUGUUCUUUACAUAAAGAUUAAAAUGCAUCUGUCAAAAGGUUGUUACACACAAAAAUAAAUCUUCAUCAAUAGGCUGAAUAACAAUGAAAAACAUCUUUUGCAAAUGCCUUCCAUAAACAGUCCCAGUUUUGUCCUCACAGUCAACCUCUCACUCCCGCUCUACACUUCCUCUCUGGCUUUAAAUACAGAUUUCUAGUCGUCUAGUGCUACAUUGUCCCUUGCUAUAAAUACUGAUUUCUAGUCGUCUAGUGCUACAUUCUCCCUGGCUAUAAAUACUGAUUUCUAGUCGUCUAGUGCUACAUUGUCCCUUGCUAUAAAUACAGAUUUCUAGUCGUCUAGUGCUACAUUCUCUCUUGUGCUUCCCCUCCCUCCCUCUCUCUCUAUUUCACACAUACACAGGAGGAGGACUGCAGAUACUUUUGUAAUACCUCAUUAUUACCUCAUCAUAAAAAGACAGUUUCUAAAGCAAUCUGUUUAUCUCUAUGGCAACUGACCACAGUGUCAUAGUGGUGCAUGUUCCUUACAAGAGGGGGGGGGGGGGGGGGGGGGGGG
Hypomesus transpacificus is the source of this 5993-nucleotide messenger RNA. Its product is annotated as sodium- and chloride-dependent creatine transporter 1. The record is from RefSeq and is a predicted model, not a curated record. Gene Ontology annotation, biological process: sodium ion transmembrane transport. The transcript has 14 exons. Lineage: Eukaryota; Metazoa; Chordata; Actinopteri; Osmeriformes; Osmeridae. The coding region runs from base 540 to 2585 and encodes 681 amino acids. Gene Ontology annotation, cellular component: membrane.